Pteronotus mesoamericanus is the source of this 5357-nucleotide messenger RNA. RefSeq names its product solute carrier family 27 member 1 (gene SLC27A1). Gene Ontology annotation, molecular function: long-chain fatty acid transmembrane transporter activity; long-chain fatty acid-CoA ligase activity; fatty acid transmembrane transporter activity. The transcript has 13 exons. The record is from RefSeq and is a predicted model, not a curated record. Bases 189 to 2129 code for a protein of 646 amino acids. Gene Ontology annotation, biological process: positive regulation of heat generation; cardiolipin biosynthetic process; phosphatidic acid biosynthetic process. Lineage: Eukaryota; Metazoa; Chordata; Mammalia; Chiroptera; Mormoopidae. Gene Ontology annotation, cellular component: plasma membrane; mitochondrial inner membrane.
CAAAGCAGGGCUCAGGAGCCUGCAAAAACAGAGGACCUCCGGGAGGUUCACCAGCAGGGGCUAGGUUUGGGGUUUUCUGUCUUGGACUGGCUGUCCCUGCCUGCCUCCUGCCUGAGCUUCCGGGAGCCCACAAGGGAGCAGCCAAGACUGAGGGUCUGUGAGAAGUUCCAGGUCAGCCAGGGAACAGGAUGCGGGCUCCUGGUGCGGGCUUGGCCUCCGUGGCUUCGCUGGUGCUGCUGGUGCUGCUCGGGCUGCCGUGGACCUGGAGCACAGCGGCGGCGCUCUGUGUAUACGUGAGCGGUGGCGGCUGGCGUUUCCUGCGCAUUGUCUGCAAGACCGCGAGGCGGGACGUGUUCGGCCUCUCCGUGCUGAUCCGAGUGCGCCUGGAGCUGUGGCGGCACCAGCGCGCCUGCCGCACCAUCCCAGGGAUCUUCCAGGCAGUGGCGCAGCAGCAGCCCGAGCGGCUGGCCCUGGUGGACGCUGGCAGCGGUGUGUGCUGGACCUUCGCACAGCUAGACGCCUACUCCAAUGCCGUGGCCAACGUCUUCCACCAGCUGGGCUUCGUGCCCGGUGACGUGGUGGCCAUCUUCCUGGAGGGCCGGCCGGAGUUUGUGGGGCUGUGGCUGGGCCUGGCCAAGGCGGGCGUGGAGGCCGCUCUGCUCAAUGUCAACCUGCGACGUGAGCCCCUUGCCUUCUGCCUGGGCACCUCGGGCGCCAAGGCCCUCAUCUUUGGAGGGGAGCUGGCAGCAGUGGUGGCUGAGGUGAGCGGACAGCUUGGGAAGAGUCUGCUCAAGUUCUGCUCUGGAGACUUGGGUCCUGAGGGCACCUGGCCAGACACCCAGCUCCUGGACCCACUGCUGAAGGAGGCGUCCACCGCCCCCCUGGCCCAGUCCCCCGGCAAGGGCAUGGAUGAUCGACUCUUCUACAUCUACACGUCGGGGACCACGGGGCUACCCAAGGCUGCCAUUGUCGUGCACAGCAGGUACUACCGCAUCGCAGCCUUCGGCCACCAUGCCUACAGCAUGUGCGGGGCAGAUGUGCUCUACGACUGUCUGCCCCUGUAUCACUCCGCAGGGAACAUCAUGGGCGUGGGGCAGUGUCUCAUCUAUGGGAUGACGGUUGUCCUCCGCAAGAAGUUCUCAGCCAGCCGCUUCUGGGAUGAUUGCGUCAAGUACAACUGCACGGUGGUCCAGUACAUCGGAGAGAUCUGCCGCUACCUGUUGAAGCAGCCAGUGCGGGAGGCCGAGGGGCAGCACCGUGUGCGCCUGGCGGUGGGCAAUGGGCUGCGGCCGUCCAUCUGGGAGGAGUUCACCAAGCGCUUCCGCGUGCGCCAGAUCGGCGAGUUCUACGGCGCCACGGAGUGCAACUGCAGCAUCGCCAACUUAGAUGGGAAGGUGGGCUCCUGUGGCUUCAACAGCCGCAUCCUGCCCAAUGUGUACCCCAUCCGGCUGGUGAAGGUCAAUGAGGACACCAUGGAACUCCUGCGGGACGCCCAGGGUCUCUGUAUCCCAUGCCAGACUGGGGAACCCGGCCUCCUAGUGGGCCAGAUCAACCAGCAGGACCCGCUGCGACGCUUCGAUGGCUAUAUCAGCGAGAGCGCCACCAGCAAGAAGAUUGCCCACAACGUCUUCUGCAAGGGCGAUAGUGCCUACAUCUCAGGUGAUGUGCUGGUGAUGGAUGAGCUGGGCUACAUGUAUUUCCGGGACCGCAGUGGGGACACCUUCCGCUGGCGUGGGGAGAACGUCUCCACCACCGAGGUGGAGGGUGUGCUGAGCCGCCUGCUGGGCCACACAGAUGUGGCCGUGUACGGGGUGGCCGUGCCAGGAGUGGAAGGCAGAGCAGGCAUGGCGGCUGUCGCCGACCCCAACGGCCAGCUGAGCCCCGAUGCACUGUACCAGGAGCUACAGAAGGUGCUAGCGCCCUAUGCCCGGCCCAUCUUCCUGCGCCUCCUGCCCAAGGUGGACACCACAGGCACCUUCAAGAUCCAGAAGACGCGGCUGCAGCAUGAAGGCUUCGACCCGUGCCAGAUCUCGGACCGCCUCUUCUUCCUGGACAUGAAGCAGGGACACUUCCUGCCCCUGGACCAGGGUGUCUACAGCCAAAUCUGCUCAGGCGCCUUCUCCCUCUGAAGCCCCUUUGCUGUCCGGACACUCCUGGCCAGGCCCCUCAGGCGAGGUGGGCUGGGGCCGAGAAACUUGACCCCAGGAGCAGCGCGAGUCUCUCCCUUGCCCUCAUUCUCCUCCGCCUGGUCCCCUGAGCUCUCUCCUUGCCCUUGUCUGCCUGUCUUCUGCUCCUGUGUCUGUGUGUGUCUCUUCUCUCUGCUUCUGGCCUUGGCCUCCCUGUUGUCCCCAUCUGACCUCACCUCUUCCCUUGUUUCCUCCAUCUCUCCCCUUCUCCCCGUUCUCCCUCUAGGCACAGAGCAGACAUCUCCUGGGAACUUUGGUUUGCUUGGGGCUUCCAUCUGUCGUCCCCUCUGGGUCUUAGACCCAGAGUGGGGCCUUCCCACUUCCCUCAGCUGUGCCUUAAAGAGCCCCACCCUGCCCAGGCCUCCUGAGACCACUGGGUAGCCCUGUGUGAAAUCCGGGCAGGUCCCCAGUCCUCCAUGCCCAACAGAGGAGUGAGGGGCAGUCUUCCCACCCUGCCCAGUGCAGGGGGCAUCAGCAAGGGACCUCCCGGUCAGCUGGAAGUUACUCCUAGGCGGGGCCAGUUGCCUUUUGCACUUCGGAUCCCUUGUGGGUCUCCCCCGCCCUGCCUGCCUUUCCUGAUGCCCUGGAAGCUUCCAGAAUUGACUGAUCAUUUGGAUGUUGCUCCUACGUGAUGUUCUUGUUUGGACACCUCCACGGAGCUCCUGCUGGAGGGACCUGAAGACUGCUGGGUGGCUGCCUGGCCUGCUACUCAGGCACUCACCAUGGCAGAUGCCUCUUGGGUGUCGCCAUCCAGUGGUGGCUGUGGGAGCCCUGGGAGUGGCCCCAGUGGAGGAAAGUCUGCUGUUGCGGGCAUCCGAGAUGGCUUCAGGGGGAGUCACUGAAUGUGCCUGCCGGCCUUGCUGGUGACAGCCUGGAUAAUCCGGCUGGUAUGGCUUGGACAUCCCCACUGCCUUCCUUGGUGGCCCAUCCUGUACUCCUGUGGCUGGGGCUGGCCGCUCUGCCUGCCUGUCAGUUUCUCUGGCAGCACCGUCUGGCACCUAGAAUACACAGUAGGGCCAGUAGCGGGUGACCCUGCAUUGUUUUGAAUGGGCCUUUCUAAGCACCAAGGUUUUGUUUCCUAGUUGAGUUUAAGAAAUAAACCUGCAGAAUACCCGGUGCCUGACAGGAGCCCAGUCAUUUGUCCCUAUGUGGCAUGGAACGCUUUCUGAGUCUCAGAAGGCAGGAUCCUCAUUGAACAUGCUCCACCAGACACAAGCAAGGCAAACUUGGCCUUUUCUUGCCCUAUUGCCUGUUCUUCCACCUGCAAGGUCUUGCAGGAGAGGGGGACUCAGGUUAACAUUCUUGCUGCUUUGCUGUAGCCUCUGGGGCCUCCCAAAACCCUGUACUGGCCUGUUUUUGCAGGGGAGGGUCGGCCCAUCUACCUGUGGGUUCGAACAGCUACAGAGGAUGGCCCAGAACAGAGUGCCUUGGCAUGCGCUGCUGCCCAGGAAGGGUGCCCCUCUUUGUAUGGGGCCAGCAGGUGUGGCUGUAGCUCUGGGUGAGAGCUGCUGAGCCUGUAGCUCUUGAGUGACUGAGCUGGAAUUUUAACCCAAGAUAUUGGGCUCCAGGGUCUAAACCCUCAACUUACGCCCUGGCUGGUGUGGCUCAAGUUAGUUGGAGAAUUGCCCUGUAAACUGAUAGGUUGGGCGUUCAAUUCCCAGUCAGGACACAAGCUAGGUUGUAGGUUUGAUCCCAGAUUGGGGUCUGUAUGAGAGGCAACCAAUCAAUGUUUCUUUCUCCCUCCAUCACUAAAAUCAAUAAUCAUUUUUAAAAAAUUAAACUCAAUUUCUACCUCCUGCUGUUCCCUCUCCAGUAUUAGUGUCUAUCUCGUCUCCACUUCUGAGGCCAGAGGAAGAAAGGUUCGGGGUGACAGCAUUGGCUGGGAGGGGACACUGCGGGUAUAUUGGGAUGGGCAAGGCCUUGGCUGGGUCAUGGCUGAUGAACCAUCAAUGUGUAAGGUGGGUCCUUGAAUGCCCAGUCUGCAAGGAGAGGGAAGCUAGGUAGAGCCCUCUGACAUGCUCAGUGAGGAUGGGAGGGUCUGCUGCAGGUGGGUGUAGGUACGGUUCCCCUGGUGUACUGGUAAGUGCAUUCUGGGUAACACCCCUUGAGACAUCAUGACCAUCUCCAUACGUCGUCAUGGUCCCCCUUGCACAGAUGAGAAAACAGGCACAGGGAGUGGAGUGAAAUUGUCAGGAGCUACUGUCGAGAAAGUGGCCUGGUGGGGACCUUGAAGAGAACCUAAAGCCUGUGACUCUAGCUACAAGAGCGAAGGAAGUUCCCUCCAAGAUGGCAGGAAUCACCAACAGUAAUGCACAGGUCACUGCAUUGUGGGUUUUUAUGUGUAACCACAUGGAUCAUCCAGACCCCUGUGAGUCAGGAUCUUGGUGGAUCCGUGUUGAUCUACCAGGUAUCUUUCAAGUCCUAGUGGUUUCCUGGCCUCGGCCUGCACCUGUCUGCAUAGGGCCCACUUUACACAUUGAUGGCCCAUCUAGCCAUGACCCUGCACCUGGUGACAUGUUUGAGCAUGCUGGUGACAACAAUCCUGAUGACACCUAGGAUCAGAAUCUAUUUUUAAAACUUACUGAUUUUAGAAACAUGGAUUUGCUCCUCUUAAGCAUUCACUAUUUGGUACUUGUAUGUGCCUGACUGGGACUCAAACCCACAAUCUUGGCAUAUCAGGAUGACACUCUAACCAACUGAGCUACCUGGCCAGAGCCUCUAUGGUCUUUCUUCUUUUUUUCUUAAAUUAAUAGACUUUAUUAGAGCACUUUGCAGUUUACAGAAAAAUGAGUGGAAAGCACAUCCUACCUACCUUCUCACCAUUUUAAAAAAACGAUUUUACUUAGUGAGAGGGAGAGGGGAGAAAGAGAAACGUAUCAGGGGCUGAACCUGCAACGGAGGCAUGUGGGACAUCAUCCAACCAACUGAGCCAAGCCACUCAUGGCCCCUCUCACUUAUUAACAUCUUGCAUUAGUGCUGCAUUUGUUAAAAUUGAUGAGCCAAUAUUGAUUCAUCAUUAACCGAAGCCAGCAGUUUGUCAGGUUCACUCUGUGUUGUAAAUUCUAUUUCAAUAAAUGCAUAAUGACAUGUACCCACUGUUAUCAUAGAGAACAGUUUCUUCCCUCUAAGUAAUCUCUGUGCAUCUCUUCACCCCUUCCACCCCCACUCCAC